Messenger RNA from Musa acuminata subsp. malaccensis (wild Malaysian banana), 1353 nucleotides. Its product is annotated as vegetative cell wall protein gp1. The record is from RefSeq and is a predicted model, not a curated record. NCBI's taxonomy places the organism in Eukaryota, Viridiplantae, Streptophyta, Magnoliopsida, Zingiberales, Musaceae.
GGUACCCUAUUUGUUGGGGGUGUUUGGACCACCUCGCGAAAUCACCACACCCCCGCCAUGGCGACUCCCUCCCCAGCACCGCCCGUCUCUGCCGCUGCGGCUGCCGCAACUACCUCGGGCGCCUCGGAUCCCUCGUCCGCCACGCACCUCCUCUCCCGACCCUUCGCAUCCCCUCCUCUCCUUCCCGCUCCGCCCUUCUCCUCCCAGCCGCUCAGCAAACCCCUUGGCCACCCUCCGCCUCCACCGCCGCCUCAGGGAUUCCUCUACCAUCAACGGGGCUUCGCCACGACGCCUGCUGCCGGGCCGGCCCCGGCGGCCUCGGAUCAGUCCGUCGCGGUGGCCAACCCUGCCGUGUACACCAGGAACGCAACCCCCGCAGCCGCGAUGACCUUCGCCGCCGCUACCCAGUCCGGGCCCUUUGCUUGUGGCCCAGUCGAUCGUCCGGUCCGCAACGUGAGGCCGCGUUUGCCACCCUCGACUUCACAGCCCGUGACGCCGAUCGUGGUCCCGAGGCCCGUGGUCACUGCCGCAGGUGCUUCUAGGAGCGCUCCAGUAGCCACGCAACUAAAGGCUGCAAUACUCUCUUCAGUGUCUUCAACACCAGAGCACAAUAACUGCAAGGAGAGGGACGAGAGUAGGGAAGAUGAUGUUGUGGUCAUUCACGAUCGAAAAGUCAGAGUACUGGAUGGUUGCUCGCCCUCCCUUUAUUCCCUUUGUCGUUCUUGGAUGCGGAAUGGCCAACCUCAUGAAAUUAAGUUAAACUUCGCCAACACUGAGAAGCCCAUUCCGAUACCUUUGCAUUUAUCCAUGUUUGAUGCUCAAGUGAUGAAGCAGCAUGAAGAUGUUACUGAAACUGAAGAUGUCAACAAUGAAGAGCCUGUAGGUUGUGUUGAGGAGUUAUCUGCACAUGAUUUGUUAGAAAUACAUAUAAAUCAUGCUAAGAGAGUUCGAGCAAGGUUGCAAAAAGAACGCCUUCGGAGGCUGGAACGUUGCAAACAAAGAUUGGCCUUUCUCCUUCUGCCACCCAUGGAGUUUGAAAGAAAUGAAACUGACAACUAGGUUUCUCUGCUACUCUUUGGUGAUUCGCUUCAAGCCACCAGCUACGUUCUCCCUUCACCUCAAGCCAGCAUGAGAGACUUCACACCCAGGUAGCUGGACCAUGUUUUAGUUGUGCAGAUAGUGCUUGUUGGGCUUCGAGUUUUGUAGUGGGACGAGGGAGAAGAUUCAGUAUAGGUUGCAUAUCAGUUGUAUAAAUCUGAUAGGAUUUGGAAAUUUAAUGAGUUGGGACAAGAAAGCUUAUUCACAUGAGAAUUUACAAUAGUUUCAUAAUUUGACAAACACACGAUCUGUUCA